This is a messenger RNA of Hydra vulgaris (swiftwater hydra), 1398 nucleotides long. Its product is annotated as RYamide receptor. Gene Ontology annotation, molecular function: G protein-coupled receptor activity. Gene Ontology annotation, biological process: G protein-coupled receptor signaling pathway. The record is from RefSeq and is a predicted model, not a curated record. Lineage: Eukaryota; Metazoa; Cnidaria; Hydrozoa; Anthoathecata; Hydridae. Gene Ontology annotation, cellular component: plasma membrane.
CAAAUAUAACGGAUAAAAAAAUGCCAAAUAUAACGCUAAUAUAACGGUUAACUUAAGCGUUAGAUUUUUUUGUUUAUUUUGGCGUUAGUUUUUUUUUAAAUGAUCUUAUCAAGUUCCAAUUUUCAAACCCUCUAAAGCAAAGAAACUGGUUUCCUAAGAAGAGAUAGUUGGGUGUGUUGAAAAUAACUCAAUUUUUGGUGUCUUUAAAAAUUAAAAACUGUAAAUUAUAAUUAACAAAAUAAAACAAAGUUAUGAUCAAAUGUUGUGAUAAUGCAUCCAACAGAACCCAACACUACUGUUCUUCAAUUUAUUGAAUCGGAUGAUUUACAGGUUUUACAAAAAGAAAAUGAAAGUCUUCGCACGAUAACUUUUAUAACAUGCAUUGCUGUUAUUACGUUUGGUGCUAUUGGAAACGGAUUAGUUGUUCUUAUAUUGGGAACUCGUAAACCAAAACUAAAAUCAUUUGAAUAUUUUAUGAUAAGUUUGGCUGUGUCAGAUUUUUUAAAUGCUGUUGUGGUACCUACCCAAAAUAUUCUUGAGCUAAUCAAUUUUGAUUUUAGAAAAAUUGGAUUGUGUGGCUGUAAAUUUAUAUCGUUUAUUAGUUUUACAAGUUUGACUGUUACAGCUUUGACUUUAGUAACAGUUUCCGUUGAUCGCUUUUGGGCAAUCAGGUGGCCGUUGCGUAAGCGGCUUCAUCAAAAACGUAUUGUAAUUGUGGCUAUAUUAAGUACAUGGGUUGCUGCUUCUGUUUUUGGUAGUAUUUAUUUUGUUGGUAACAAUGUAUGCUUAAACUCUGUAAAUAACAAUACAGUGUAUGAAUGUUAUACUUGCAUGAAACAAAGUGAGUUUUCCAUCUUUGUAUUAUCUGGUUUUACAGUUCAAACAGGAAUACCUAUAGUUCUAAUGACUGUGCUGUAUGUUCUGAUAGUAAUUGAGUUAAGAAAUAAAUCAAAAAUGAAGCGCUUUGUAAGCGAUAAACAAGAAAUGAAACUUCGUUUAAUACAAAAUACAAAGUCUACUAAAAUGGUAGUCACUGUAGUUGUAAUCUUUUAUAUCUGCUUUCUGCCUAUUAACUUGUUCUACUUGUGGUACAUGUUUCAUAAACAUAAACAUUUAAUUCAAGAGAUCAAAAUCAUUUUUGAUAUAUUGACACUAUUACAGAUGUGCACCAGUGUAGCAAAUCCGAUCAUUUAUAGUCGAUUGCAUACAACUUUUAAAAGAGAAAUUAUAAAAUUAAUCUGCCCGUGUUGCUACGACAAGUCUAGAAAGAGUUUUUGGAUACGUAUCUCUUCGAUAAUUUCAACUGAAAAAACUUUAACAAGAAAUGAGACAAGUGAAAGACGUAGUUUACAAACAUUUUAAUGGCAUUUUUUGUAUCAAUUUAUAUAUAUACAUACA